This is a messenger RNA of Myxozyma melibiosi, 1183 nucleotides long. RefSeq lists its product as uncharacterized. The transcript has a single exon. The record is from RefSeq and is a predicted model, not a curated record. Bases 177 to 1106 code for a protein of 309 amino acids. Lineage: Eukaryota; Fungi; Ascomycota; Lipomycetes; Lipomycetales; Lipomycetaceae.
GAGGUGAGGUUGACGGACCUAUUUCAGCAGCCAUGGGGAAUUGAGUAGCUUCAGGCAGCUCAGAGUAGUAAUACGUGCUCGAGCAGGGCUUUCAGAUACAAAAAAGAACAAAGAAGAUCAAUCACAGGCGAUUACGCAGCGCAGGUCUACAAAGGCGAUGGUGAACAGCGACGGAGAUGGAUUUGUUUGGGAGGAAAGAAGAUGACGAUGAGCCCAACUUAAUCUGUUGGUGCUCAGAUCUACUGCGAACAGCUGGGUCGCAGUACAUCUCAGCACUAAGAAGUGUUUUGUCAUUGUGCACUGGUCUCUGCUACUCCAACACGACUCAGUUCACCAUGGAGCAACUGUUCAGACAGUCGGCGGCGGCGCAGAACAAGCCGGUCGAGCACCGGCUGGCGCAGUACACGGACGACCGGCGGAUCCGCUGCGUGGCCUGCGGGCUGAUGAUCGGGAGCAGCGAGCAGCAGUGGAAUAUGCACAUCGCGACGCCGACGCACAAGAGCAGCGAGAAGAAGUGGGAUGAGACGCAGAGAACAAAGGCGAAGAGGCAGCUGGAGCGGAGCAGCAGCGAGAACGGACAGGCGAAGAGAGUCAAGAAUGGAGGAAAAGAGGAGGAGAAGGAGAGAGAGUCUGGCGACGGCACGAGCGCGCCUGAUCUGGACGCUGAAUGGGCUGCGUUCCAGAAGGAUAUUGCGGAAUCAGACGCUGCUGCCUGGGGAAACGAGAGCAGUAGGGGUGGUGCUGGUUCACGACAGCCUACAAACAUUGCUGCUGGCGCUGGAGUGAUCGAACAAGCUCCAGAGAUCUACGGCGGGCAGGGGUCAAUUACUGAUCCGACGACGGAGGUUGAGGAAAAGCAGGAGCGCAGACGUGUUGACGACCGGGAGGUGCUGCAGGAUGCAUUGCUGGAGGAGUUUGAGGAGCAGAAGGAGCUGGAGGAGAGGGUGCAGAAGUUGAAGGAUAAGUGGAAGGAGGUGCGGAUGAAUGCGCCGGGGAGGAGUAGUAAAGAGGAGGAAGAAAAAGAGGAAGAAGAAGAAGAAGAUGAUGAUGAUGAUGAUGAAGAUGAUGAAGACGACGACCUCUCUCUAUUCAUCAAAAAGCGGUGAAUCAAAGAAAUACAAUAACAAGUGAAAUCCACGUUAAAGUAAACAUUGCCCGAAUUGGGACAACCCCCAAGCCGCUC